This is a messenger RNA of Lipotes vexillifer (Yangtze River dolphin), 2574 nucleotides long. RefSeq names its product low density lipoprotein receptor (gene LDLR). Gene Ontology annotation, biological process: receptor-mediated endocytosis. The record is from RefSeq and is a predicted model, not a curated record. Gene Ontology annotation, cellular component: signaling receptor complex; apical plasma membrane; plasma membrane. Lineage: Eukaryota; Metazoa; Chordata; Mammalia; Artiodactyla; Lipotidae. The coding region runs from base 1 to 2574 and encodes 857 amino acids. Gene Ontology annotation, molecular function: protein binding; calcium ion binding; hormone binding. The transcript is spliced from 20 exons.
AUGAGGCUUGCGGGCUGCGGGCUGCGCUGGGCCGUCGCCCUGCUCAUCGCUGCGACUGCGGGUGCAGUGGAAGACAAAUGUGGGAGAAAUGAGUUCCAGUGCCGAGAUGGGACAUGCAUCUCCUACAAGUGGGUUUGCGACGCGAGCGCUGAGUGCCAGGACGGCUCCGAUGAGUCCCAGGAGACGUGCAUGUCUGUCACCUGCAAGAUGGGGGACUUCAGCUGUGGGGGCCAUGUCAAUCGCUGCAUUCCUGAGUCCUGGAGAUGCGACGGCCAGCUGGACUGCGAGAACGGCUCAGACGAGGAAGACUGUCCCCCCAAGACGUGCUCCCAGGACGAGUUCCGCUGCAAUGACGGCAAGUGCAUCGCCCCGAAGUUCGUCUGCGACUCGGACCUGGACUGCUUAGACGGCUCAGACGAGGUGUCCUGCCCCGCGCCCACCUGCGGCCCUGCCAGCUUCCAGUGCAACAGUACCACCUGCAUCCCCGAGCUCUGGGCCUGCGACGGCGACCCUGACUGCGAAGACGGCUCGGACGAGUGGCUGCAGCGCUGCGGGAGCCCCCAGCCGUCGGCCCCCUCACAGGGCAACAACCCCUGCUCGGCCCUCGAGUUCCACUGCCGCAGCGGCGAAUGCAUCCACUCCAGCUGGCACUGCGACCACGACCCCGACUGCAAGGACAAGUCUGACGAGGAGAACUGUGCUGUGGCCACCUGCCGGCCUGAUGAGUUCCAGUGCUCGGAUGGGACCUGCAUCCACGGCAGCCGGCAGUGCGACAGGGAAUAUGACUGUAAGGACCUGAGCGACGAGCUGGGCUGCAUCAAUGUGACUCUGUGUGAGGGACCCAACAAGUUCAAGUGCCAAAGCGGCGAGUGCAUCUCCCUGGACAAAGUGUGCAACUCAGUCAGGGACUGCCGGGACUGGUCGGACGAACCCCUCAAGGAGUGCGGGACCAACGAGUGUCUGGACAACAAGGGCGGCUGCUCCCACAUCUGCAAUGACCUCAAGAUCGGCUACGAGUGCCUGUGUCCUGAGGGCUUCCAGCUGGUGGACAAGCACAGAUGUGAAGACAUCGACGAGUGUCAGGACCCAGACGCCUGCAGCCAGCUCUGCGUGAACCUCGAGGGCAGCUACAAGUGCCAGUGUGAGGAGGGCUUCCAGCUGGAGCCCCUCACCAAGGCCUGCAAGGCCGUGGGCACCAUCGCCUACCUCUUCUUCACCAACCGCCACGAAGUGAGGAAGAUGACUCUGGACCGCAGCGAGUACGCCAGCGUCAUCCCCAACCUGAAGAACGUGGUCGCCCUGGACACGGAGGUGGCCAGCAACAGAAUCUACUGGUCCGACCUGUCCCAGAGGAAGAUCUACAGCGCCCAGAUCAACAGAGCCCCCAGCUUCUCUUCCUACGACACCGUCAUCAGCGAGGAUCUCCAGGCCCCCGACGGGCUGGCAGUGGAUUGGAUCCACAGCAACAUAUACUGGACUGACUCCAUCCUGGGCACCGUCUCAGUGGCUGACACCAAGGGUGUGAAGAGGAAGACAGAAUUCUCAGAAAGCGGGGCACAGGUUCAAUCCCUGGUUGGGGAUCCUAUCCACUUCUUCAUGUACUGGACGGACUGGGGAACCCCUGCCAAGAUCAAGAAGGGGGGCCUGAAUGGCGUGGACGUUUACUCGCUGGUGACGGAGGACAUCCAGUGGCCCAAUGGCAUCACCCUGGAUCUUUCCAGCGGCCGCCUGUACUGGGUCGACUCCAAGCUGCACUCUAUCUCCAGCAUUGAUGUCACCGGGGGCAACCGGAAGACCGUGCUGGAGGACAAGAAGAAGCUGGCGCACCCCUUCUCCUUGGCCAUCUUUGAGGAUAAAGUAUUUUGGACGGAUAUUGUCAACGAAGCCAUUUUCAGUGCCAACCGCCUCACGGGCUCAGACAUUAAUUUGAUGGCAGAAAACCUGCUGUCUCCAGAGGACAUCGUCCUUUUCCACAACCUCACGCAGCCGAGAGGGGUGAACUGGUGUGAGAGGACUGCCCUCCGCAACGGUGGCUGCCAGUACCUGUGUCUGCCAGCCCCGCAGAUCAACCCCCGCUCGCCUAGGUUCACCUGUGCCUGCCCCAACGGCAUGCUGCUGGCUGAGGACAUGAGAAGCUGCCUUGCAGGUGGGGGCACCGGUCUGCCUUCUGCCACCCUUGCGGAGACGGAACCUGAAGUUACCACCUGGAGGCCCUCCACGGUCAACUCGACAACCGUGGGUCCGAAGCGCACAGCCAGUCCUGAGCUCACCACGGCAGAGUCAGUGAUGAUGUCCCAGCAAGUCCUGGGUGAUGUUGCCGGACGAGCGGAUGCGGAGAGGCCCCAGGGCGUGGGUGCUCUGUACAUCGUCCUCCCAAUCGCGCUGCUCAUGCUCCUGUGCUUCGGGACCUUCCUCCUCUGGAAGAACUGGCGGCUUAAGAGCAUCAACAGCAUCAACUUUGACAACCCUGUGUAUCAGAAGACCACGGAAGACGAGGUCCACAUCUGCCGCAGCCAGGAUGGCUACACCUACCCCUCGAGACAGAUGGUCAGUCUAGAGGAUGACGUGGCGUGA